Molecule: messenger RNA, 201 nt
Organism: Opisthorchis viverrini
Lineage: Eukaryota; Metazoa; Platyhelminthes; Trematoda; Opisthorchiida; Opisthorchiidae
Exons: 1
Coding region: 1-201 (66 amino acids)
Source: RefSeq, a predicted model, not a curated record
AUGGAAAGUCCAGGACGGGUCGCAUUGGACGGUGGCCAGCACGUUCUCCGGGACUUCAGUGCCCCUGUCGACGUUGGUUACCUUAACCUGAUCGAAAUGCUGACCUUAAGGUCAACAACAUCUUUCAUUUCCCCCGGUGAAGUUGUUCCCAUCCCUUCACCCGGAUUCUCCUCAGAUACACCGAUUGCUUGGUGUGGAUAG